AUGUCCAAGGUCAGUCCCCGGAGGAGGUCACCGGCCGAGGUUCCGACGAGGGGAAGGUCGGCGCUGAUCUCCCGAGAUGACGCCCCUGUUCUGACGCUGCCUGGAGCUGCUUCCGUCCUAUCUGCUGCCCCUUCUUCUGUGCCUGGAGCCCGCGCGCCCGCGCCUCAGGCUGCGAGGCUCUCAGGUUUCAAGCUUAGGAAGCGGAGAGACUACGCCGCGGUGGACCAGCCGACGCCCUUGGCGAAGAAAAGGAAGGAGGAAGCGGUGGUACUGUUCGAGACCAAAUCGCCUGCGAUGGCUGCACCCUCCUCUGUGGAGAAGGGCAGUGACAGCGCUCGCGCUUCCCCAGCCCGAUCGUCCUCGCGAGACUUGGGGGAGCGUCCUCCGAAGGAGGCAGCCCCCGUAGCCCCGCUGGCUCCGGAGGUGCCGACGUCCGGCUCGGUUGCUGGGGUCCCCAAAGCUCAGGAGCUCCCAGCCUCCCAGGACAUGGUGAUGACGUUGCCUCCUCCUUCUCCCGCCGCACUGCUGACCAAGGAUCCUUCCGCCUCCCCUGACGUCCUGGAGCACGGUCUUUCUGUGUUGACCCUGCUGCGGGAGGAUCUUCAAGGCACCGACCGUUGCCUGGUGGCCGGGCGCUUGGAGCUGAUCUUUGGCUGGCUUCACUCUAACGUGUCUGUUCGGGCGGCGCUGAGCCAGGCUACGGCGGCCUCCUAG
Molecule: messenger RNA, 714 nt
Organism: Aegilops tauschii subsp. strangulata
Lineage: Eukaryota; Viridiplantae; Streptophyta; Magnoliopsida; Poales; Poaceae
Source: RefSeq, a predicted model, not a curated record